AUGGCUUUGCUCCUCUGUUCCCUCUUCGUCGUCGUCUUCUUCUUCUUCUUCGUCGCCGGCGAAGCCGUAGUUUCAGAUCCGACCGUCAAAACUUACAUUUUCCGAGUAGAUGCUCAAUCUAAACCAUCGAUUUUCCCCACUCACUACCAUUGGUACACCUCUGAGUUCACUGAAUCGGCCACGAUCCUUCAUGUGUACGACACCGUCUUCAGGGGAUUCUCAGCUUCUCUCACUUCCUCACAGGCUUCCGUUUUGGGAAAGAAUCCAUCUGUACUCGCGGUGUUUGAAGAUCGGCGGCGUGAGCUUCACACUACUCGUUCGCCACAGUUUGUUGGGCUGAGGAACCAGAGAGGUUUAUGGUCCGAAUCGGAUUAUGGUUCUGAUGUUAUUAUUGGCGUAUUUGAUACCGGAAUUUGGCCGGAGCGACGGAGCUUCUCCGAUCUGAACCUUGGACCUGUUCCGAAGCGGUGGAAAGGCGUUUGCCAGACAGGAGGAAGAUUCACAUCGAGGAACUGUAAUAGGAAGAUAGUUGGAGCUCGAUUCUUCUCCAAAGGACAUGAAGCUGCUGGUGGAAUGGGAGGCGGUAUUGGAUUCGGUGGCGCGAUUAACGAUACGGUUGAGUUCCGAUCUCCGAGAGACGCCGACGGCCACGGUACACACACGGCGUCAACAGCCGCCGGAAGGUAUGUAUUUAAAGCUAGUAUGGCCGGUUACGCCGCCGGAAUAGCUAAAGGUGUUGCUCCCAAAGCUAGAUUGGCGGUUUAUAAAGUUUGUUGGAAAGGUUCUGGUUGUUUCGAUUCAGAUAUCCUUGCGGCGUUUGACGCUGCCGUGAACGACGGCGUUGAUGUUAUCUCUAUCUCAAUCGGAGGCGGCGACGGCAUUUCUUCACCGUAUUAUCUCGAUCCAAUUGCAAUUGGAGCCUACGGCGCUGUUUCUAGAGGAGUUUUUGUUUCGUCCUCCGCCGGAAACGACGGUCCUAACGGAAUGUCUGUCACUAACCUAGCUCCAUGGCUGACCACCGUCGGAGCUGGUACAAUUGACAGAAACUUUCCUGCGGAAGUUAUCCUCGGCGACGGACGGAAGCUCGCAGGUGUAUCGCUAUAUUCUGGACCCGCAAUCAGCGGAAAAAAAUAUCCUCUAGUUUAUCCUGGAAAAUCCGGAAUUUUAUCUGCUUCAUUGUGUAUGGACAAUGCAUUGGAUCCUAACCUAGUCAAGGGUAAAAUAGUAAUUUGCGAUCGAGGUAGUAGUCCAAGGGUGGCCAAGGGUUUGGUGGUGAAGAAAGCCGGCGGUGUCGGAAUGAUUCUAUCUAACGGAGUUUCUAACGGCGAAGGUCUCGUUGGCGACGCUCAUCUUAUUCCGGCUUGCUCCGUUGGUUCCGACGAAGGUGAUGUAAUCAAAGCUUACGCCGCCACCGGCCGUGCUACUGCUACGAUUAAUUUCAAAGGAACGGUGCUCGGAAUUAAACCUGCACCGGUGGUGGCUUCAUUUUCCGGCAGAGGGCCUAACGGGAUGAACCCAGAGAUUCUAAAACCGGAUUUGAUUGCUCCCGGAGUUAACAUUUUAGCUGCUUGGACCGACGCUGUCGGUCCGACGGGGUUAGAUUCCGAUGGUCGGAAAACUGAAUUUAAUAUACUUUCGGGAACUUCAAUGUCAUGUCCACACGUGAGCGGCGCUGCUGCUUUGUUGAAAUCCGCCCACCCUGAUUGGUCACCGGCGGCAAUAAAGUCCGCCAUCAUGACCACAGCAAGUACCGUCAAUAAACAGCUGCAACCCAUGACUGAUGAAUCCACCGGAAACGCCACAACACCUUAUGAUUUUGGUGCUGGUCAUUUAAACCUUGAUCUCGCCAUGGAUCCAGGUCUUGUUUAUGAUCUCACCAAUGAAGAUUACGUCAGUUUCUUAUGCUCAAUUGGCUACGGACCGAAGACAAUUCAGGUGAUUACUCGAUCACCGGCGGCUUGUCCGAUGAGACGGAAACCAGUGCCGGAAAACCUGAAUUACCCAUCUAUUGCUGCGAUGUUCUCCACCGGAAAAAAGGGGGUUUUGUCCAAGACUAUGGUUCGGAGGGUGAGGAACGUCGGUGACGUGAACUCCGUUUACACCGUGAAGGUGGAGGCACCAAAGGAUGUGACGGUGGUGGUGCGUCCCGGAAAGUUGGUUUUCUCCGACAAAGUAAGGGAGUUGAGUUACUACGUGACGGUGAAGAUUGAUCGGAGCAAUCUUGUGAUGGGUAUCUCCGGCGCGAUAUUCGGGUCAGUUUCAUGGGUUGAUGGAAAACAUGUGGUUCGAAGCCCACUAGUUGUGACCCAAUUAGAUGCACUGUGAUUUGUUUGUUUUAAUUCUAAUCGCGUGGUGGUGUUUUCGCCGGAAAACUAAUCCGUUGUAGGGUGAGUAGGUGGCGAGUUGCCGGAGAGUUUGACCGGAGAAAAUAGAUUCUCCGCUAGGUGCAGUGUGUUUCUGUUUUUAAGGGUCGACUUUUAUUUUUCUUUUUUCUUUUUGGGUUUGUUUUUAUUUUUCUUUGGUUUUUUGAAAAUUAUGUAAAAUAUAAUUAUAUGGUUUGGAUCUCUCAUCGCAAAAUUCCAAGAAAAGAAAACGGAAAAAAUGAUAACGAUUAUUUCGUAUAGU
This is a messenger RNA of Cynara cardunculus var. scolymus (artichoke), 2625 nucleotides long. Its product is annotated as subtilisin-like protease SBT1.6. NCBI's taxonomy places the organism in Eukaryota, Viridiplantae, Streptophyta, Magnoliopsida, Asterales, Asteraceae. Gene Ontology annotation, biological process: proteolysis. Gene Ontology annotation, molecular function: serine-type endopeptidase activity. The coding region runs from base 1 to 2325 and encodes 774 amino acids. The record is from RefSeq and is a predicted model, not a curated record. The transcript has a single exon.